This is a messenger RNA of Alligator mississippiensis (American alligator), 1150 nucleotides long. It is a transcript of the gene TEX30, whose product is annotated as testis expressed 30. The transcript is spliced from 5 exons. Bases 211 to 888 code for a protein of 225 amino acids. The record is from RefSeq and is a predicted model, not a curated record. Lineage: Eukaryota; Metazoa; Chordata; Crocodylia; Alligatoridae.
GAAGUCUAGGAAAAGGGCGGGCUCAACGAUCACGCAGCGCCGGUUGCUCGGGGGCGUGGGCCAACUCUGCGCAUGCGCCCUGGGGCGGUAGUGACCUGUUGCAGUGGAGGGCUCUCUGAUCUGGAUCUGGCCGCGUGAGCGAGGGGCCCUAGUCCCUCCUCCUCGCCUGGGGUGGUCGCAGGCUCCGCCUCGCCCGAGUGUCCGCCGGCGAUGGGCGGUUACGGGGAGGUUAAAGUGAAAAUACCUUUUGGAAAUAAAUAUUUAGAUGCCAUAUUUUCUGUCCCAGAGAGGAUAUCAACACACGGUGUGAUUCUUACCCAUGGAGCUGGAGGAGACAUGAAUUUCCCUCAUUUAGUUUCUUUGGUAACCUACCUUGCUUCUCAUGGAGUCUUGUGCCUGCGAUUUACCUGUAAAGGGCUUAACAUUACCUAUCGGACUAAAGCAUAUAAAAGAGUUGUGGAAUAUUUAAAGUCAUGUGGAGAAUAUACACUUUCUGGUGUCUUCCUUGGAGGUAGGUCCAUGGGUUCACGAGCUGCUGCCUCUGUUGUACGUCAGAUUAGCCAGGAUGACAGCAAUGAUGAAUUCAUUCAAGGUUUAAUAUGUUUGUCGUAUCCACUGCAUCGACCAAAGCUUCAGUCCAAACUUCGGGAUGAAGAUUUAUUUUUUAUCAGAUGCCCUGUGCUGUUUGUCUCGGGAUCAGAAGAUGAGAUGUGUGAAAGAAAAUUGUUGGAAGGUGUGGCAAGCAAAAUAAAAGUACCUAAAAAAAUCCAUUGGGUUGACAAAGCAAACCACGGCAUGUCUGUGAAAGGACGAACAGCAGAUGAUGUCAUGAUGGAAAUAAACACGGAGAUUUUUUCUUGGAUUCAAGAAAUCAUUGAGCAGGAAUGAAAAUAAUUUCCAGCAAUUAAAUAACAUCUGUUAUAUUAGCCUUCCCUAAAAUAUAAUUGAUUAGUAAAGGCUUGUUUAGCUGGCCAACACAGACAAAUACAAGUGAUUACUUAAUGAGUCCUGUUUGAUUCAGUAACUGUCAUGCUCAGUAUUUUUUUUAAGAAUGGAAAAAAAAAAUCAGUGGAAGGUUACCAAGGAGGACGUUUUUGAAAGGUCUCACAUGCAAAAUGCUCAGUAAUAAAACUUUUUUUCUGUGUUUCUA